Geodia barretti is the source of this 1974-nucleotide messenger RNA. NCBI's taxonomy places the organism in Eukaryota, Metazoa, Porifera, Demospongiae, Tetractinellida, Geodiidae. The record is from the annotation of a GenBank genome assembly.
GAGUAAAAAUUCUCCUGCGGGUUCAAGGGCAAGGCGCUCAUGGCUGCGCAGAGGCGGCAGAGACCGGCGAGGGAAGAGGCCAGAGCGACAGAACUGCUCCAUACUCUCUGCUCACUUCACUGCAGGGAAACAAGCCACAUACCCACCCUUUACUUUCAUGCUCUCACGAUAUUAGAAAGUGGAAUAGCUGCAUCUAGUAGUGGAAUAGAAGACGAAUUCAAGAUUUCCGAAAGGAUUCAGAGAAAAUUGGUUCGGGAAAAGAGAGAGAAAGAUGCGGUGACGUUUCUGGAACUAAACCAGCGGCUAAGUGCUCAAGGGACACUGAGGAGAUGUGGUCACAUCUUGCUCUUCCUCCUGACUGUUUCAGAAGAUUCCACUCUCUCUAGUGGAUCCUCUUUGAGCUCAAUUCUGCUAUCACAGACUGGGAGACUAUACGACCACAUGGGUGUCAUUCCUAACCCUUCUUCCCUCCCUCCCUCCUCCUCCCUCCCACCCUCCUCAUCUGCCACAAGGACGGGGAGGAGAGACCCGUUUUCCUCUGAGUCUCACACGCUGGUUGGCUCCAGUGGGAUCGGAUCACUGGGGACCAGUCACAUGACUUCAGUUCCGAGUCACAUGACAUCGCAGAUGGGUCACAUGACAUCAAACUCAACUAUAACCCAGAGAGAUCCUGGCAUCAGUCAAUCAUCUCUGGCCACUCCAUUCCCACGUUUCCAUUCCACACCACAGACGACGGGUGUGGCCGACCUGUCCCGCCGUCAUGGAGCACAUGAUGCUUGGGCGAGGUCGUCUGCUGGUACUCCUAAUGAGAGGGUUUUACCCAAUGGCUACCGGAGCACCAAGUCCAAUGACCACACUUCCCAGACAGAGGUAGUUUCUGAAUCAGCUCUCCUGAGAGACGUCCUCUUUGUCUUCCAGGGCAUCGACGACACUCCAAUCAUACCCAUGUUAGGAUGUGCUGCACAACAAGAGAACACUUUUGUGAAGCACGAGUUUCUUGUGCUGAGUUUCUGCUGCUCUGCCCUCUCGGAGGAGCUCACGGAGUUCUAUAAACUGAUAGCUGUUCUGGAGGCUCAACAGCAGCCCCAGACUGCGGCGGUCCCCCCUGCAGGGAGUGGGCGGGGCCAACUGACUCUCCGUAUAAGACUCCUCGUCUGGACCCACGAUCCUCUGGAGAGACUAAAGUAUCUGGCUGUGUUGGUUGGAGCCUGCAAAGGGCAGAAAGGAGGUGCUCUACUAGUCGCCCUCGUCAUCUCGCUACAGUCACCAUGGAGCCCCGUACAGCUGCUCCCAUCCUCACUAGAUCCUGACAAGGUUCUAAUAGUGGGCACCGACACAGUAGAAUCACAUCUUCUGGCUAAACGCCUGCAAGGCUGGGGAGGUAACGUUCUCCUCCAUGACUGGAUCAUCUCUGCAGUCAGUCGUGGCUCAAACCUACACAGAGACCAGCAGACAUUUACUCCAAAUAAUGAACACCAAGCUAUUCGGAAGUAUCUGUUGCUGGGACAAGGGGAUCUCAUAAGACAUCUUAUGGACCUUCUGGCACCAGAGCUGUCGAAACCAGCUGUAUCUCUCUACCUCCAUAACCUCACCGGGACACUAGAGACGGCAAUUAGGGCCACCAAUGCCCAGUUUGAGGACCCGGACAUCUUGAAACGUCUCGACGUUCAGAAACUGGAACCAAGUCUGCAGGAUCAGGGCUGGGACGUGUUCUCUCUACAGUACCACGUGGACGGCCCCAUCAGCACUGUGUUCACAGCGGAGAACAUGCUGACGUAUCUGAAGGUGUUCAACUUUCUCUGGAGAGCUAAACGAGUCCAGUACUACCUUCUCACGUCUGGAACGAACAGACGGCCCCACUAUCGGUCACUUCAGUCCAUACCCGAGCUGCAUCCAGUAGUACACCAGUGCCACCUGCUGAUAUCAGCCAUGGUUCACUUCAUCUCCCAACUCCAGUACUACAUCAAUCUUUGA